This is a messenger RNA of Protopolystoma xenopodis, 312 nucleotides long. The record is from the annotation of a GenBank genome assembly. NCBI's taxonomy places the organism in Eukaryota, Metazoa, Platyhelminthes, Monogenea, Polystomatidea, Polystomatidae.
AUGUUAGCUGAUAAGAAAAAACGAAGGAAGACCAAGGAGGAUCCUGUUGAAGGCAAUAUAUGGAAGCCUACCCAGGAAGAAGAAGAAAUAGCUAGAUAUUUACACCGGAAGCUUCCUUCUAUAGAAGGAAAGCUUUCAGGUGUUUAUGUCAAUGUCUUCAACGCCGAAGAGGCGAUUGACUUAUUACUCAACUCUCCAUGGGCCAGAAUAGAGCUCGAUAUAAAAAAACAGAAGCCCCGAGUCUUUCAUAGUAGAGUUUCGGCUAUUUCAUUUAUGCAAAAACUAAUGGACAAGAGGAUGUUCCAAAAGUGA